This is a messenger RNA of Corticium candelabrum, 1081 nucleotides long. RefSeq lists its product as uncharacterized. The transcript is spliced from 2 exons. The record is from RefSeq and is a predicted model, not a curated record. Gene Ontology annotation, molecular function: protein binding. Bases 95 to 1081 code for a protein of 328 amino acids. Lineage: Eukaryota; Metazoa; Porifera; Homoscleromorpha; Homosclerophorida; Plakinidae.
GUUUUUGACUAUAUUUGAACAGGUCUGGGAGAAACAAUACCGUAAAACGUGACCACAACCUCAAGGUUUCUCUGCUUCGUCCAACACACUUCUAAUGGAUCCGAAAUCUUUUCAAACAAUGCGUUUGAGUGGUCUGUUGUGCGACUGCACGAUACAAAUUGUCGAUAAGCAGUUGCCGGUGCACGGUGUAGUGAUGGCGUCACGUUGCGACUACUUUCGAGGUUUGCUGCAGUCGGGGAUGCAAGACGCCAACCGAGUCGAUCUAUCCAACAUGCCGGGUAACUACGACACGAUGAAAUCGAUCGUCGACUUUUGCUACGGCAUAUCAAUCCAAGACAGACUCGACGAGUCGAACAUCGCUCACGUGCUCUGCGCUGCUUCGUAUCUCCAAAUGUCCGGACACAACAACUUGGAGGAGAUCUGUGGAGACAAACUAAAAAAACUAACAAAACACAAACUAACAAGAUGCCUAACCAUUCUGUACAACUGUACUGACAUCGGAGUUGUUGCAGAGAGAGAAGGAGUGACGGAGAAAUGCAUGGAAGCGGCAGUACGUCACUUCAAAUCGUAUGAUGAAGACAAAAGUGGGCCUACCGACAAGCUUUGUAAGUCUCUGAAUUUAGAAAAUCUUCCUAUUCCCUGGAUGAAACAAAUUCUGGAGAAAAUGCAACAAAGUGGAUGUGAUAUGUCGAUGAUUACGUCUGUGUCAACUGUUUGUGCCGGUUCUAUCAUCAGCUAUUACCACAACGGAGGUCAGACGGUAAACAACUCUCUCUAUUCUUACUACUCUUGUCUUCCAUCGGCAGCAAGCCCUAAAACUUUGCUCAAAGCAUUUAAAGCAAUUAUGAGUUACGUUCCUGACGAGGCAUCAGCAUUAUGCCCGUAUGCUGUAGCCCCAAUUUGGUUUGUUAACGCUCUGGAGUUUGUCACCACACAUGCACUGUCAUAUGCUGGUCGUUUGUAUUCUUUGUGUGCUAGCAUAUACAACGAACUUGCAGACAUCGAAGACGAAGACGCAGUUGUUUACCGGUUGAAACCAAACGCAAUAGUAAAACUAAACAAACUCGACGCCGAUCUCUGA